AUGAGGACGAAAAGUGGGUCAGACGAAGAGUGGUCCUACCCACUGAUGAGGAAUCUGAAGAAGAAAUCGCACCGAAUUGGCGAUUCAAAAAGACGAUGCAAGUUCCCGAAGCUCAAAGACAUAGCCGAGCCGGAACUCAAACUUCGGCUUCAAGCCCAAAGCAGACCUGCGAAGCCAGCUGAGGCUCCGGUGAAGAAGGGGAAGCCAGCUCCCUUGAAUAUUCCAGCUUCAGCUUCGACCAAGCUGCCGGAGCCCGAGAAACCAAAACCGGAAGAGCCGAAAGAGCCACCCAUGGUGUUCUACGGUGAAAGCUUCACGCUGGCCGAGCCGAAAGCAAAGAAGCCUGAGCCUAAGAAAGGCAUUAGCGGUAAAAAAACUCGGAAACUUGCUUCAAAGCCGUCCGAGGACGAGGUGCCAUGUGAGGAGAUCGGGAAACCGGCAGCCAAAAAGGACCCGAAGAUUGCGUUCAAGGAACCGGAGAAAGCGGCUGUUAAGCCGGCAACAAAGCCGGGCGAAGCGGCUUCAAAAGACCCAAAAACUGCUCUCACGACAAAGCCUGGAGACCUGAAGAAACCUGAAGUGACUGGGACAACCAAGCCAGUGGCCAAACCGGCUUCAAAAGCCCCGUCCAAGCCAAGUUUCGAUGAGGAGAUUCCGUGCGAAGAUUUGGGAGGCCCAGCCCCGACCAAGAAAACGCCGACUAUAAACUUUAAAGAACCAGUGAAGCCAGUUGGAAAAGCGGCUGAGCCGGUCAAGCCGGUUGCGAAGCCUGCAGAAGCUGCAAAGCCGGGCACGAAGCCAGCUGAGCCCGCUAAGCCAGUAGCAAAGCCAGGCGAAGUCGCCAAGCCGGGCUCCAAAACAAUUCCGAAAUUAAAGCUGCCUGGAGAUGAACCGGAAGCUGCAGCCACGUUGUCUUUGCCGAAAAAACCGGCAGCAACAUCCAAGAAGCCGGUAGAUGGCGAAAUCCCUGCUGAUCUCUUGUCUGAAGCUCCCAAAAAGCCGGCAGUAACUCCCAAGUUCAAACCACCAGGCGAGGAACUGAAGUCAGCAACUGUUGAGACCUACGCUAAGCCGGUUCCAAAGCUCAAAACCGAGCCGGAAGCUGAUGCGACGCUGCCCUUGCCGAAGAAGCCGGCGGCUGCCAAGCCCAUUACACCAGUAAAACCUGGGGACAAGGAGGUUCCCGCUGAACCUCUUGGUGUCGCUCCAGCUAAGAAGGCCACGCCGCUGCCGAAGUUCAAGGAUCCGAGUGAGGAGUCGAAGCCUGUAGCCGCCAAGCCAGUCGCCAAGCCUGGAGACCAGGAAGUUCCGGCUGAACCACUUGGAGGUCCACUGAAAAAGAUGACGCCAGCUCCAAAAUUCAAGGAUCCGAGUGAGGAACCUAAACCUUUAGCUGCAAAGCCUGCUGUUUCUGCGGCAAAGCCAGUAGCAAAGCCAGCUACGCCAGCCAAACCUGGAGACAAGGAAGUUCCGGCUGAGACGCUGGGAGGGUCCAGCAAAGAAAGCGGAACCUACGCCGAAAUUCAGGGAUCCAAG
This is a messenger RNA of Mesorhabditis spiculigera, 1536 nucleotides long. Lineage: Eukaryota; Metazoa; Nematoda; Chromadorea; Rhabditida; Rhabditidae. The record is from the annotation of a GenBank genome assembly.